UGGAAAAACCGCGUCGUCUCCUUCCUCCCCUCCUCUCGCGCGCCGCUGCGCUCUCCUCCUCUUCCACCCGCAGCUUAUUCUGCUGCGCCCGCCCAGGCGACCUCGCCGCCGGCGUCUCGGGGACGCUACAAGCCCCCGUAUCGCGUCGAGUGCCGUAUCCCUCCUCCUCUUCCCCGCCGCCGCCGGUUCCUCUUCUUGACCUCGCAGGUUCUUUCUGCGCAAGGUGCCCGAACCCUGCCGGAAUGUUGAAGACUGCUUUAGUGAGAUUGUUGCGAGAUGGGGGUCUCCGGCAAUCAUCCCAAGUACUGCCGGCUGGGUAUUCUGAAGCGGUUGUCCCUUUGAUUCGGAGGUUUUGCUCGCUGCCCAUUGCGAGCCUCACCUGCAGCAAAGUUGAUGGAGCAUCCUCGUAUCAGGAUGCUGCUGAUCAGCCCCACAACAACUCUGAUCAUGGCAGUGAGCCGAGUCAUGCCACCAAUGCAGCGAGGAAACAGGUCAAGAAUCAUACACUGAAGAAGAAAUAUGGACCUUCUAAGAGGGGCCGCCGUGGAAAGAAAUUGCCAGGCAGGGAUGGACCUUCUCAGGAGAACCACCACCAUGAAAUGAGAUUGCCAAGCAGGGAUGGACCUUUUCAGGAGAACCGCCAUCAUCAAAUGAGAUGGCGAGGCAGGGAUGGACCUUCUCAGAAGGGCCACCAUCAUGAAAAUAAAUUGCCAGACACUACCUUCCAGCCUUAUCUGUUCCAGAUUGUAUUGGAUACUCCUACGAGUCUUCUUAUGGCUGUACUUGACACAUGGGUGAAAGCCGGUAACUGUCUGGAAAGAAGCAAAGUCUCGAUGGUUUUGUUCCAUCUGAGGAAGCAGAGGCUGUAUAGCAAGGCUCUGAAGUUCAUGGAUUGGAUCGAAAGAAGAAAACUACUAGAUUUUGAAGAAUGUGAUUAUGCUAGCCAUCUUGAUUUGAUAGCACGGAACCAUGGUUUUGAAGCUGCUCAAAAGUACAUCGAGAGGGUUCCGGAACCCUUUAGGAAUGAGGUGCUCUAUGAAACUCUACUUGUUAACUGUGUGUGUCAGGAUGAUGUCCAGAAGGCACAGCAAGUCUUCAAUGAAAUAAGGGAACUCUCUUUACCUUUAACUGUCUCUGCUUGCAACCAAAUGAUAUUGCUGUACAAGAGGGUUGCUCGUGGUAAGGUAGCUGACAUUCUCAUGUUGAUGGAAAAGGAAAAUAUAAAGUUUUCUCGCUUUACAUACAAGCUCCUGAUUGACUUGAAAGGGCAGUCAAAUGACAUAUUAGGCAUGGAGUCAGUCUUAAAUACGAUGAAGGACAAUGGUCUUGAGCCAGAUUUUGCCACCCAGACUAUGGUUGCUAAAUUCUACAUAUCUGGGGGGCUCACGGAGAAAGCAGAAGAGGUUAUCAGGGCUAUGGAAGUAUAUGUAAAGGAUAAUCGCGAGGCCACCAGGUCUCUUCUUGACCUCUAUGCUAUUCUUGGCAGGCCAGAUGAUGUACAGAGAAUAUGGAAUUCAUACACCACACCGAAGUUGGAGGACUUCUUGGCUGCUAUUGAGGCAUGGAGUAAACUUGGACGGAUCGAACAAGCGGAGGAGACUUUUGAAGCGCUGGUAAAGACAUCACCGAAACUCACUUCCAAGUACUUCAAUGCGAUGCUGAACGUGUAUGCAGAACAUAAACUUCUGUCCAAGGGCAAAGAGUUUAUAGAAUGGAUGUUUCUCGAAGGGUGUCCAAGCAGCCCUCUAACCUGGGAUGCAAUUGUUAAGCUCUAUGCGAAUUCAGGUGAGUUAGCGAAAGCCGACUCAUUUCUGGUGAAUGUGACAGAAGAGAAUCCUGACAGACAUCCCCUUUUCCGCUCGUACAUAACCUUACUGAGUGCCUAUGCAAAAAAGGGCGACAUACAUAACUCCGAGAAGAUAUUUGAUAGGCUAAAGCAGAUCAGGUACCCAGGGAGGACUCCGCCUUAUAAUUUGUUACUUGCAGCCUAUGCCAGCGCUAAGGUUACACCGUACGGGUUCAGAGAAAGGAUGAAAGCUGACAAUGUGCGCCCGACCAAGACUGAUAUAGAAUGUUUGAGGCGUCUCGAUAACUUGCAAAUAACAAGAUUAUUAGAGUGAUUUUUUUCUUUUUCAUACCUUUGCCAUGGACCACCCCUGCUCAAAGAAGGUGGCCUGAAGCUUUUAGACUGCAGAAUAGAAGAAUAUACUACCAGGCUGCUGUUGUCUUUCCAGCAUGGAUUUUGUGCUCCUGGUAUGCAGGUGUUGCAAGAUUAUCAACGUUUUAGGCGAGUUGCUAUUUGGAAUUGGACCUUCUCCUAACAGUGUCUCUGUUUGGACUAUACAUGGAAAUUGAACAGAUAAUCUUCAGCUUUAAAUCUUUUUAAAUUUGCGUUGUGGGUCCUGCUAAUGAAAUAUGUUUUUUAUUUGUCAAAAUCAUUAGGGUGUGUUGUAUGAGUGACAAUGCUUAUGCUGAAAAAAAAAUGGAAAAGAGGAGAUCCUUAGUUUGGGAUU
This is a messenger RNA of Setaria italica (foxtail millet), 2513 nucleotides long. Its product is annotated as pentatricopeptide repeat-containing protein At1g80270, mitochondrial. Bases 243 to 2120 code for a protein of 625 amino acids. The transcript has 4 exons. Gene Ontology annotation, molecular function: protein binding. The record is from RefSeq and is a predicted model, not a curated record. NCBI's taxonomy places the organism in Eukaryota, Viridiplantae, Streptophyta, Magnoliopsida, Poales, Poaceae. Gene Ontology annotation, cellular component: mitochondrion.